AUGAUGCCAUUUGUGUUAUCAGAAAUUUAAAUAAAGAUAUCAAAAUAGUUUAUGGUAGAGGAUAUGCUGAAUUAGCUUGUGCUCUCUAAGUUUUAUAUAAAAUCCUUAUAUUUACCCCUUCAAUACUACAUCCAAUUUAUAUUAUAUAAAUAAGAAAAAGAUAAAUUAUUUUAAUUUUAUUAAUUUGAUAUUCAGCUUUAAUAAAGUAAUGUUAUAAACAUCUUAGAUAUUUUCAGUCUAAAAGUAUGUAGUUAGAUCAUCUGCUGAUGCUUUAGAAGGAAUUCCAAAAUUGUUUAGGUGAUAAUUGUGGUUUUUAUACAAUCACUAGUGUACCAUUAACCAAUUUUAAGUAAUUGGUAGAAAAAAAUCCUAGAAUUGGAAUUAAUAUUUCUACUAAUUUAAUUAAAAGGGAACAAAUGACAUGAAGGAGCAAAGAAUAUGGAAAACGUUGAGUUCAAAAAAACAAUAAUUUUAGUUGGUCACUCAAAUUGUUAAAAUGAUAUUAAAAUUAGAUGAUGUAAUAUUUUGUGAUGACUAUUGA
This is a messenger RNA of Paramecium primaurelia, 541 nucleotides long. Lineage: Eukaryota; Ciliophora; Oligohymenophorea; Peniculida; Parameciidae. The record is from the annotation of a GenBank genome assembly.